AUGUCCACACAAACCGGCCCCGUCAUCCCUCCUCGGCCGUCAAGGUCGCCUCAUCAGCAGGGCCUUGCACCCGGUUCGGCAGAGAUACCCAAGAUCCCGCCUCGCCCUGCUCGUCGCUUUGAGCGCUCGAUUUCUCCCCUGCGUGAUAGCUACGCCCCGUCUCCACUGAACGAACCGCCCAAUGGCGCAAGUCUGAGCCGCACGGUUUCCCACGACCUGCCGCAACGUCCCCCGAGCGUAACGAUACCGUCCCUUGGAGAAGAGGGUAUUGAAUACGAGGACUUGGAUGUCGGCAAUGCCUCGGAAGGGCACAAUGCGACCCCGGCGGAAACUCGCAACGUGGACAGCGAUCUCAAGCUGCAUGCGCCAAGACCUUCGCUGCCGAAUGCCAGCGCCAAGGCCAGGGUGCAGGCCGUGACACGCACGGAUUCGCGCCAGGCUGUGGCAGCAGGAAUUGGUGGGAGAGUGGCUUCUCCCGUUCCCGACGAGCAGGACCGUUCUGCUCGCUCGCUGCACUCCCGAACCGGUUCGCGCGCCGAGUCCUCCGCGUCUGCCGAUCGCCGAGAAUCGUUCAAUGGCGACGAGCAUGGCAUUCCGGAGAUCGGACAGCGGGUCCCAAUGUACCGCAAUGCGGGUGAUGUUCAGGCACCUUCUCCGAGUCCUUAUCAAAUCGACCAUGCCGGUUCACGCUCUGGUCGCACUCAUAACCGAACCCGUAGCGGCCGCGAAGCCUCUCUCCCACCCGGUAGCUACGGGCUUCACGGACACGGGGUGCAGCCCAACGACAAAUUCGAGAAAGCCUGGUACGAGAAGCACCCUGAAGAGUACGUCAAGGAAGAGCAUGGUCAAUAUGGGCCCGGGGUGGGCACGCCCCGGCCCGAUUGGGCUUUGAGCAGCGAUGAUCUAAAUAAGAUCGUUCGUGGCUCCGCAGUGACUGGUGCAGGACUUGGCACUUCCCCUGCCGUGACUGGAACCCCGGAAGAAGAGGUUGGAUAUAUCGCCAGCGACCAGUACACUAACCACUUCUCGCCCCCGCCCCCAGAGUCUCGUCGUGACUCGCGCCCUGCCGUUGAUUCCCCUCUGCGCACGGAAAGCACGGCCGCUUUGGACUCCGAAGCCCAACAGGAAGCCAAGUCUGCGCAAGAGACUUCUCAGAAACCGGAGAAACCGGGCAUCAUCCACGUUGAUGAACCAUACCAUCAUCUGCACCACCCGGAUGGGUUUGCCCAGACGCCGGAGCCAGAGACUCUGACCCACGGGACUGGAGAGGACGGAGCGGAUGACGAAGAACCCAUUCUGGCUGCCGAUGAGGUGCGGCCGGAAUCCGCCUUCCAGCACCCUGCAGUGUCGCCCACGUUCGGGCGAAGGGAAAGCUUUGACCAUGAAGGUAGGAGUCGUACUCCAAGCGCAAACCACAGCCGCUCCAAUAGCAGACCUACGAGUCUCCAUGGCAUGCCUACCUUGGCCAGGUUCAAUUCACGUGAUGAGCGUGAGGAUACGCACACCCCUCUCGAGGAUGUGGAGGAAUACGAACCUUUGUUCCCUGAGGAUGACAAGAAAGACCAAAAGGUCGUUUCGACCGCAGAGCGCUUUAAAAAGCGACCUGACAUGUCACAGCAUCGUUUUCCUAGUCAGGAUAUCUGGGAGGAUUCGCCCAACAGCUUGCAGCUUCAUGCCACCGUCUCUACACCGGACAUUCCCAAACAGGAUGUCUUCGAGACGCCGGAGCAAGAGUCAUUUCGCCGAAGCCAGACGAGUCAUCUCGAUCCUCACGAAGUUGCUUCGCACAUUCUGGAGUCCGAGGAACAAAAGGAGAAGCCACCAACACGCCCUGAUAUAUCAAAGCAGCGAUUCCCGAGUCGCGAUAUCUGGGAAGAUGCGCCUGAAAGUCACAAGCUAGUAACCACGAUAGAACCAUCGGAAGAAGAGGUCAGGAGUCCCGAAGUGAAAAGCCCCGAGAUUCCAGCACGACCCGCCAUUCCAUCCCGACCUGCAAGACGCCCGCAACAGGCUCCGUCAGUGGACGCGUCCACGAAGCCGGUCACAUCGCCGAUUGAGAAGCGACCGCCACCCCAGAUUCCUGACCGUCCCAAGCCUCAAGUUCCCAGUCGACCGGCCAAGCCUGCGUUCCGUGGCAAUGAUACAGAAGCCAAAGAUCCAGCGGCCAAGCCCAAACCUGCAGUGCCGGCUCGCCCCGGUGGGAGUAAGAUCGCUGCUUUGAAGGCUGGGUUUUUGACGGAUCUCAACUCCCGCCUACAGCUUGGCCCCCAGGGGCCGAAGCCCCAAGAGAAGAAGGAAGAGGAACCCCCUGCCGAGAAGGUCCCAUUGAGUGAUGCUCGCAAGGGAAGAGCUCGGGGGCCGGCGCGGAGAAAGCCUGCAGUCGAGAAACCGAGCCCCAAGCUGCCUACAAUCCCCGAGGUCAAGAUUACUACGACUUGGAAUGUUUGGCAAGUGGGUGAAGAUGGCAACUUGACAGUGGGUGAUAGUGAGAAGACGGAACGUCACGACGUGACUCCGCCUGAUACCUCCCGCUCGGAUGAUGCUACGAUGGCGCCCCCGCUGGCGAAGAAUCUUGCCGGCGAGUCGGCGGAUCCUAGUCUCUCUCCAGACAAGCAGGAGAGUCAGGAAACGAGCCCGGAAACUCCUGCCUCUCCGGACGCCACGACCCCGGCCGACACUCAGUCACCUCUUGCUGACACGGAACCGCCGACAAUAAAUGAACCGAUUACUAUUGAUGCCUCCGACCUCAACCCUAAGUCUACCGCCUCUUCUCCCGAUGAGCAAAUAGACGCCGCUGCCGAACAGCUGGCUGCCUCUGCCGAUGGAAAGAGACUUUCGGAUGGAGGUUCCUAA
This is a messenger RNA of Aspergillus steynii IBT 23096, 2853 nucleotides long. Its product is annotated as Aim21 family protein. The record is from RefSeq and is a predicted model, not a curated record. The transcript has 3 exons. NCBI's taxonomy places the organism in Eukaryota, Fungi, Ascomycota, Eurotiomycetes, Eurotiales, Aspergillaceae. The coding region runs from base 1 to 2853 and encodes 950 amino acids.